ACAGCUCUUUACAGCUUCCCCAUGCACUGUUUCCAAGAGUGCAGCGCAGCACCAUGACACUCCACUGGACUUAAGCAUUAAGGAUUUCCGUCUUCACACAGUAAACUGACGCUCACCGCUAUAUUUUUCACAAAAAAAAAAGUUUGCCAAAAGUUGUCCACUUGUUUCCAAGAUGCCACGCUCUUUUCUGGUCAAGAAACACACAAACUCCGCAAAGAAGCCAAAUUAUAGUGAGCUGGAGAGCCCAACAGUGUUCUUCACCCCGCACAUCUACAGGGGCCUCCCCCUGCCUGUCAUCCCCCAGCCGGAGAUCCUGAACCCGGCAGCGUACAGCCCCAUCACAGUGUGGACUACCAGCAACUUGCCGCUGUCUCCGCUCCCCAGUGACCUCUCUCCAAUAUCCGGAUACCCCUCAUCGCUCUCCGACACCUCCUCUAAAGACCACAGCGGCUCUGAAAGCCCGAGGAGUGAUGAAGACGAGCAGAUGCUGCCCAAGCUGACAGACCCUCACGGAGUGGAUGCAGAGAAAUUCCAAUGCAGUUUGUGUAGCAAGUCCUACUCAACGUACUCUGGACUGCUCAAGCAUAAACAGCUGCACUGCGACGCCCAAACGAGGAAAUCCUUCAGCUGUAAAUACUGCGAGAAGGAGUAUGUAAGCCUGGGAGCUCUCAAAAUGCACAUCAGGACUCACACUUUGCCUUGUGUUUGCAAAAUAUGCGGGAAAGCUUUCUCCAGACCGUGGCUGCUCCAAGGACACAUCAGGACGCACACCGGAGAGAAGCCGUUUUCCUGCCCUCACUGCAACAGGGCUUUUGCGGACAGGUCCAAUCUCAGGGCUCACCUACAGACCCAUUCGGAUGUGAAAAAAUACCAAUGCAAGAACUGCUCCAAAACCUUCUCCAGGAUGUCUCUUCUGCACAAGCAUGAGGAAUCUGGUUGUUGUGUAGCACACUGAACUGGGAUACUUUUCCACCACCAGAAACAGAAAAAAACCCCUCUGUUGCUUCUUUAUUUUUUUCAAGCCCAGGAGAACUGUCAGGGAAUCACAUGGAGAGGAGGGUUUGUUCCAAAGCCUUUUUUUUUCUACAAGCGGUUGAUUUCAUUUCAGAGUGAGAAAUAGCUCUGCGCUCACGUGCUUCUCAUUUCAAGCAGUGUUUCUGUGAUUGCAAUCAGUGCUGAGCUUUGUCAUACCAUGUACUCACCUACCUGUGCUAUUCAUGCACUUUUCUGCAUGUCUAGAAUGUUUUGUAUGCCUUCACAAUGUUAUCUGCAGUGUUUGUACCAGUGUCUCUCAGUGGCUGUUAUGCAGUCCUCCACUUUUUUAUACGAACCACACAAACAAUGCCAAAAGGCGCAUUGUGAAUGGCAGUAUAAAUAUAUAUAACUAGAGGGAUACUGAAGCCAU
Micropterus dolomieu (smallmouth bass) is the source of this 1405-nucleotide messenger RNA. RefSeq names its product snail family zinc finger 2 (gene snai2). Gene Ontology annotation, biological process: regulation of DNA-templated transcription. Gene Ontology annotation, molecular function: DNA-binding transcription factor activity, RNA polymerase II-specific; RNA polymerase II cis-regulatory region sequence-specific DNA binding. The coding region runs from base 173 to 955 and encodes 260 amino acids. The transcript is spliced from 3 exons. Lineage: Eukaryota; Metazoa; Chordata; Actinopteri; Centrarchiformes; Centrarchidae. The record is from RefSeq and is a predicted model, not a curated record.